AUUACAACAAAAUACCACUCGUGCACCACUCCAUCAAUCGCCACUGCCAUUUUGACAAAUUGAAGUGACAGAAAUUUUUUUUGUAUUUUUCCUAACUUUUCUACAGCAAAUCUAACAAGAUGUCUGGCCGUGAAGGAGGUAAAAAGAAACCAUUAAAAGCACCUAAAAAACAAGCUGCUGAAAUGGAUGAUGAUGAUUUAGCAUUUAAACAAAAGCAAAAGGAAACACAAAAAGCUUUGAAUGAAGCCAAGGCAAAAGCUUCCCAAAAAGGUCCAUUGGUAACGGGUGGUAUUAAAAAGUCUGGAAAGAAGUGACAUUCACUAUUGAAACUAAUCGGAGCGCAAUUUAAUUUUCCAUUUUAUACAAAUAUAUUCUGAUGGAAAUUUCUAAAUAUCUAAUUUUAAUUAAUUCA
Chrysoperla carnea is the source of this 412-nucleotide messenger RNA. Its product is annotated as translation machinery-associated protein 7 homolog. NCBI's taxonomy places the organism in Eukaryota, Metazoa, Arthropoda, Insecta, Neuroptera, Chrysopidae. The transcript has 2 exons. The record is from RefSeq and is a predicted model, not a curated record. Bases 120 to 314 code for a protein of 64 amino acids.